Prorocentrum cordatum is the source of this 1406-nucleotide messenger RNA. Lineage: Eukaryota; Dinophyceae; Prorocentrales; Prorocentraceae. The record is from the annotation of a GenBank genome assembly.
GAAGAGGGUGCAGCCUCUGCGCCGGCCCCCGCCAGCUCCGUUCACCUGCAGUCGUACGCGUUCAACCAGGAGACCACUCCUGCUUUGUCUGCGGGACGACGGCGGGCUUCCGGGUCUACUCCGUGUCCCCGGUGGGCGAGGUCCACCGGCGCGAGAACACGGCCGCCUUCCAGCACAGGUCAGUGGUGCUCGCUGCAAUGCUGUUCAAGACGAACAUCUUCGCGAUGGUCACUCUGUCGGAGGACGACCCGACAAACGGGGGCUUGACCAAGGUCCAGAUCUGGGACGACCAGAAGGGCCGGUUCGUCGGCGAGCUGCGGUCCAGGUACGAAGUGAAAGGCGUGGCGCUGAGACGCGACAUCAUCGCUAUGGUCUGCGAGUACUCGAUCUACGUCUACACCUGCGACAAGCUCCGGGUGAUCCUGCACCUGACGACCAAGGACAACAACAGAGGCCUGUGCGUCCUCGCGGCCGCGAGCAGCCCCUGGACCGAUUCUUUGCUGCCCGGGCCAGCUGCUGGGCGAGGUCAGGGUGCAGGUCGGCCAGGAGACGACACCGCCACGCACACCUUCGUCGCGCACCAGACCGCGCUCGCCGCUCUGGCGAUCACUGCUUCGGGGCACAUGGUGGCGACGGCCUCGGAGACUGGCACCGUCGUGAAGGUGUUCUCGACGAAGGAGGGCCAGCUGCUCUACAGGCUGCGGCGCAGCGUGACGCGGCCCGCGGCGAUCUCGUGCCUGACCUUCAGGCCCGACGACCGCUUCCUGGCCGUGGCCACCUCGUCCGCCACGGUCCACAUAUUCUGGCUGGAUCCCGCGGCGGCGAUGUCCAGCAAAGAGGGAGACGCCGCCGGAGACGCGUCGCCGUCGCCCGCGCUGGGCCCGGCGCCGGACCCGCCGUUCCCGCCGGAGGGGGUGAGCGCUCCCAUCGAGCAGCUGGCCUCGCAGGUACAGAAGGCCGUGGGCAGAGUCUCUUCUGCGGCGGCCGCCGAGACCGUCGGUGACAUAGUGCGCCUGACGUCCGAGCAGCUGGUGCCCAAGGUCUUCAAAGACACCCGCAGCUUCGCGCAGUUCCGGCUGCCUGACGUUGACUCCAACGGGCAGCCAGCCGUCGAUGCUAGAAGUAAGCAGUCGCGCAUCCUGGGGCCUCACGUCGCGUUCCACGCCACGGAGCCACGACUGUUCGUGCUGCACUACAACGGGGUGCUGUACGAGUGCAGCUUCCGGCCCGACCACGACGUCAACGUCAGCGGCGUGCAGGACCGAGUUGGGCUUGGCCAGCGCCACGACCUGGUUCGCGGUGCGGGCGGACUUCAGACUGCAGGGACCCUGCUCGCAGGUGGUCACCGUCGCUGGCGGGGCCCAGGAGGACGACGAGGAGGCCGAGGAGAGUGGCAGCUGCUCUGA